GGCCGCCGUCUCUGAGACUAGAAUUAGUGACGGCGUGGAUUUAGUAGUUCGCAACACUGGAAUCGAGAUCACAUUUAGGAUUAUUUGGUGCUUUGUAUCAGCGCGUGAUUGGAUACAUCCAUCGAAAAUAUACAGUCAUCCUGUAUGUUUUCAGCGUCAAGAUUUCUAUAUUGUCCGUCCUGUGCCUAUUUGUGGCCCCCUGGACGACGGCCGUGGUUGGUAAAGGAAUUUUGCGGUCAGCCGUGAAUGAUCAGCAGGAGCAGACCGCUGCUAAAAAAGACAACACAAGAUGCUUCGGGUUCAUGUUUCGAACUAGACGCAGUUGUUACAUAAAACGACUGUCUAAAUUAGCUAAUGAAGCCGCACGUUCGGUGGAAGUUGUUCUGAAAAAACUCGAUAAUCAACAACUUGAAAAUUUAAUGCUUUCCGUGGAAAGCAAAGGUGCAGAGGAGGCGCCCUGUAUAGUUUUGCCGGUGGGGGAUGAGCCACGGCCGGACCGUGGUUACCCCGUUCAGCCCCACGUGCGGUUCUGUCAACUGUGGAGGUGGUCUGAUCUGCGCCUGCCCCAAGAGUUGAAAAAACUACCUGUGUGUCAAACUCCUCAUAAUAACGUUAUUAUUUGUGUUAAUCCGUAUCAUUGGAGCUAUCUUAGUAAACCAGAUUCCCCUCCACCUCCUUAUUCUCGGCACCCUCAGGAACUCUCGAAAUCUGAAGAUUCUGCUUUCAGCGAAUCUAGGCUUACCAGUCAAUUAUCAGGUAGCGGUGAAUAUUCAAAGCCCUGGUGUAAAGUAGCCUACUGGGAACUAAACGUCAGAGUUGGAAGGCAGUUUCAGACUUCUAAUCCUACCUUAAAUGUAUUUGCCGAUCUACCUCACGGAGAUGGUAUGUGCCUUGAAACUUUAGCCAGCACACGCAUCACAGAGAAUGCGUCUGUCCUGCAAACUAGGACUAAAAUAGGUCAAGGAAUUACUAUGUUCAAAGAAGAUCAGAAAGUGUGGGUUUACAACAGGUCAGAGUAUCCUUUGUUCGUGAAUUCCCCGACACUGGAUCCUCCUAAUUCAGAAAAACUCACUGUUUACAAAUUGUUACCUGGAUAUUGCAUCAAUAUAUUUGACUAUGAGUUGUCGAAACUUAACCAGCGUUUGAGGGAUUCUUCCACUCUUAAAAAUGGGCCCAUUGAUGAGUAUGCCGUCCGCAUCAGCUUCGCCAAAGGUUGGGGUUCUUCCAAAUACUCAAGACGUUGUAUAACAUGUUGCCCUUGCUGGUUAGAAGUGAUGUUCCUAGUACAUAGGUGACAAAGAGUGCCAUUUCUGAAUUUCAUACCGACCCGUUGCAGGGUUAAUACUAGUCGAGCUUAGUGCCAUUGUGCCAUUUGGCUGGUUGCAGUAUGCCAGCACAGAAUUGGUGCCAACUGAAAUAUAAAUACUUUCUGAGUUGGAUUCUCAAUUAUAUACUGGGUAGUCCAGUGUUGUAUUUUGCGAGAGAGUGGUUAACACUCACUCCUAUGUGAUAAAAGUUUCUAUAUUUGUUGAUGCAUUUAUUCAAUCUAAAAUUAUUAAGUUAUUUUUAGUGUUGCUUGCUUUCUCAGAAUUCACAGAAUGUAGAAGUAUUAAAGGCUAACCCACCAUAAUUUCAAAUCUAGUAUUUAUUAAAUUUGACGAAGCUGCGAUUUUUUUUUUGUUUAACAAAAAUAUUUUUAUGCCUUAAUUUAAAUGCUGUCAAUAUAUGUCAAUUGUGUUCCAUUUCUAGCUAGUUUUUAAAGCUGUUAUGUUUUGAUAUAUUUGUUCUGCAAAAUUGUUUGUUUUGUGGUUUAGUAUGAGAAUAUUUUUUUUUUAUAAUUAUAAUUCCCCCCUUUUUUACUCGUGUUGGAAGGACUUAUUAUUUUUUUUAAUUAUACAAUUGAAGGAAGCAGUUAAUGAAAUUAAUCAAUUGUAUUUCCAUAAAAUUUUAAUUUGCGACAAAAUUAUUGUUUAAUUGUGAUUAAAUUAUUUUUAAUGAUACAGAUAUUUAAACAUACAACAUAAAUUUUGAUUUUAUAAUAAUCUAGGUUAGCUACGUGCUGUUUAAUUUUUUUUCAACAGUUUAACCAAGCACAUCAAACAUUUUUCUCUUGGGAAUUAGCUAUCGCUAAUAUGUAUAUUUUUAUUAUUAUUAAACAUCUGUUUUACUUUCAUUGUGAGAAA
Parasteatoda tepidariorum (common house spider) is the source of this 2183-nucleotide messenger RNA. It is a transcript of the gene Dad, whose product is annotated as Daughters against dpp. Gene Ontology annotation, cellular component: heteromeric SMAD protein complex. NCBI's taxonomy places the organism in Eukaryota, Metazoa, Arthropoda, Arachnida, Araneae, Theridiidae. The record is from RefSeq and is a predicted model, not a curated record. Gene Ontology annotation, biological process: cell differentiation; anatomical structure morphogenesis; regulation of transcription by RNA polymerase II. Gene Ontology annotation, molecular function: I-SMAD binding; transcription regulator inhibitor activity.